This is a messenger RNA of Centropristis striata (black sea bass), 420 nucleotides long. Its product is annotated as ataxin-8-like. NCBI's taxonomy places the organism in Eukaryota, Metazoa, Chordata, Actinopteri, Perciformes, Serranidae. Bases 1 to 420 code for a protein of 139 amino acids. The transcript is spliced from 3 exons. The record is from RefSeq and is a predicted model, not a curated record.
AUGGAACAGGACACCAGUGGAGUGGAAAGGCAACAACUGCAACAAGAGCAAUUGCAACAAGAGCAAUUGCGACAAGAGCAACUGCAACAAGAGCAGUUGCAACAAGAGCAAUUGCAACAAGAGCAAUUGCAACAAGAGCAAUUGCAACAAGAGCAACAAGAUCAACUGCAACAAGAACUGCAACAAGAGCAACAUCAGCAACUGCAACAAGUGCAAAUGCAACAAGAGCAGCUGCAACAAGAACAGCUAAAGCAGCUGCAACAAGGACAACUGCAACAAGAGCAGUUGCAACAAGAACAACAAGAACAGAUGCAACAAGAACAACAAGAGCAACUGCAACAAGAGAAACAAGAGCAGCUGCAACAAGAGCAGCUACAAGAAGAGCAACCGCACCAGCAGGCAGCGGUGCAACAGUCCUGA